This is a messenger RNA of Paraphaeosphaeria sporulosa, 1133 nucleotides long. RefSeq names its product mitochondrial carrier. The coding region runs from base 77 to 1030 and encodes 317 amino acids. The transcript has 6 exons. Gene Ontology annotation, molecular function: tricarboxylate secondary active transmembrane transporter activity. Gene Ontology annotation, biological process: alpha-ketoglutarate transport; mitochondrial citrate transmembrane transport. NCBI's taxonomy places the organism in Eukaryota, Fungi, Ascomycota, Dothideomycetes, Pleosporales, Didymosphaeriaceae. Gene Ontology annotation, cellular component: mitochondrion. The record is from RefSeq and is a predicted model, not a curated record.
CCGUAAAUCUCUCUUCAGCGCACGACGCGCCCUUCUGCCUCGGUCCGGCCCCCGUAGUCGACAACUACUCCCAGAUAUGACAGACGCCGCGACAAUCGCUGGCUUGCCAGCUGCGCCGCCGAAGCUAGAGAAGAAGCCCGUCAAGUUCAGCAACUUGCUGUUGGGUGCUGGAUUGAACUUGUUCGAGGUUACAACUUUGGGACAGCCACUUGAGGUGGUGAAGACGACAAUGGCCGCGAACAGAGCCGAUGGCUUUGCAGGAGCUAUUGGCCGCAUCUGGGGCCGUGGUGGUGUCCUUGGGUUUUACCAAGGCCUCAUCCCCUGGGCCUGGAUCGAAGCGUCUACAAAGGGCGCCGUCCUCCUCUUCGUCGCCUCCGAGGCCGAGUUCUACGCCAAGUCGUUCGGCGCCAACAACUUCGUGUCGGGUAUUUCCGGUGGUAUGGUUGGUGGUCUGGCGCAAGCCUACGCGACCAUGGGCUUCUGCACCUGCAUGAAGACGGUCGAGAUCACCAAGCACAAGGUCGCAGCCAGUGGCGUGAAGCCUCCGGGCACCAUGGAGACGUUCAUGGACAUCUGGCGCCGGGAGGGUAUUCGCGGUAUCAACAAGGGAGUCAAUGCAGUCGCGGUCCGCCAGGUCACCAACUGGGGUUCCCGAUUCGGUCUCUCCCGUAUGGCCGAGUCCGGUAUCCGCAAGGCUACCGGCAAGGAAGGCGGCGAGAAGCUCAGCGUCAUCGAGAAGAUCACCGCGUCUGCCGUCGGUGGUGGUCUCAGCGCGUGGAACCAGCCCAUCGAGGUCAUCCGCGUGGAGAUGCAGUCAAAGAAGGAGGACCCCAACCGCCCAAAGAACUUAACCGUCGGAAAGGCCGCAAAGUACAUCUACUCGCAGAACGGCAUGAAGGGAUUGUACCGCGGUGUUGCCCCCCGUAUCGGUCUUGGCGUCUGGCAGACAGUCUGCAUGGUCGCUUUGGGUGAUGUUGCCAAGGAAGCUGUCGAGAAGCUCACGGGCGACAAGGUUACAGCUAAGCACUAGACGGGGUUCCGGUCUUGCUUAUCUAACAAGCUUCUAAUUUGUUGUCUGUUUAUCUGGGGUUAUAGUGGAUUCUGCAACGAUUGUGACAUUUUUAGGAUGCCUC